GAUGCCAGGAUUGGUGGGUAGAGCUGGAGUCCCACCUAGGCGCGCUGUGUCUUGUGGGUGGAAGCGCUGUCUGGGUUUUGGCGUUUCGCGCAAUGCUGCGGCGGGGAGACCCGGAGCUGACACCGAGACACUUGAAUUAGCUUUACCAGAGGAGAAAUGGAGGAGCCAUAGAACAUUAAGGAUGAAUUCAGGAAGACCCGAGACCAUGGAGAACUUGCCUGCUCUCUACACUAUUUUCCAAGGAGAGGUUGCUAUGGUGACAGACUAUGGAGCCUUUAUCAAAAUCCCAGGCUGUCGGAAGCAAGGUUUGGUCCAUCGAACUCACAUGUCCUCCUGUCGCGUGGAUAAGCCCUCUGAGAUAGUAGAUGUCGGGGACAAAGUGUGGGUGAAGCUUAUUGGCCGAGAGAUGAAAAAUGAUAGGAUAAAAGUAUCCCUCUCCAUGAAAGUCGUCAACCAAGGGACUGGGAAAGACCUUGACCCCAACAACGUUAUCAUUGAGCAGGAAGAGAGGCGGAGGCGGUCCUUCCAGGAUUACACUGGGCAGAAGAUCACCCUCGAGGCUGUCCUGAACACCACCUGCAAGAAGUGUGGCUGUAAAGGCCACUUUGCAAAGGAUUGUUUUAUGCAACCAGGAGGGACCAAAUAUUCUCUGAUACCAGAUGAAGAAGAGGAGAAGGAAGAGGCAAAGUCAGCAGAGUUUGAGAAGCCUGACCCCACAAGGAAUUCUUCUAGAAAAAGAAAGAAGGAAAAGAAGAAAAAGAAACACAGAGACAGGAAGUCAUCUGACUCGGACAGCUCAGACUCUGAGAGUGACACAGGCAAGAGGGCAAGGCACACCUCCAAGGACAGCAAGGCAGCGAAGAAGAAGAAGAAGAAGAAGAAGCACAAGAAGAAGCACAAGGAGUGACAGCGGAGAGAGUAGGGGGGUGGCCGAGAGGAGGAGGAACCAGGAGCCCGGUGCCUUGAAGCCCUGGCUCCCGGAAAGACUCAGUAGUGAGAAAAUGGCCUCCCACCCCGCUGGCUUCUCGCCCAUGGGAGAUGACUUCCCCUCAUGCAGCAGGCAGGUUUGGGAGUUAGAAGUCAGAAGCAUCUGCCCGAAUGAGUUGUCGUUCACUUAUCAUUCCUGGUCCCUUUGCAAGUGACCCCUGCAGCUCGCCCGUUCGUUCACUCAACUUCCUUCAUCCAGCAGGAGGUCCUGUUACCCUCUCCAGCUGCCACUGCCAGAGCCAGAUUCCUGCACAGGGGUCCAGGCUCCAGCCACAGGUACCGCUGUGGAGGCGAGUCUGGCUGUGGUUGGAGAACAGAGUGAGUGGCCCCUCCCCGUCGGGUCUGCCCUGGGCUGCUUGGUGAGCACCCAACACGGGGGCCGAGGGAGAUCGGCAGGAUGAGGGAGAACAUGGUAAGAAGUGGUGCUCACUUUUUCCAUUCCCCCUGACAUGAUUCAAUCAUGCUAGAAGUGACAGCCAGAAAACCAUCGUCUGCAGUGACUGAGCUUGUGUGUGACAUUCUGCCAGACCACUGAACCAGACAGCUCAAGCCAAGAUCAUUGCUUUACUUUGUAUUCACUACCGUGUGAGUCCCUUGGUCCCACUUCAGGUCUCUGCUUCAAUUCCUGGCACUAAACGGAAGUGUGUUUGGUUUUAAACUUA
Molecule: messenger RNA, 1649 nt
Organism: Neofelis nebulosa (Clouded leopard)
Lineage: Eukaryota; Metazoa; Chordata; Mammalia; Carnivora; Felidae
Gene: ZCCHC17
Product: zinc finger CCHC-type containing 17
Exons: 8
Coding region: 2-907 (301 amino acids)
Biological process (GO): RNA stabilization
Molecular function (GO): RNA binding; zinc ion binding
Source: RefSeq, a predicted model, not a curated record